GACGUCAAUCCGCUGCAGAAGUGCUAAAACAAAAAAAAACCUUUAUUUAGAAAAAUAUCAUUAUCUUUUUCCACUGUUGAUUUUUCGCGAAAAUUUCCAGUGUCACGGGUACACGACUCUUCUCUGUGAUUCCCACGGUGCUCCUUUGUUUUAUUCCAAUAGUACUAGUGCUGGGAGAAACUGCAAAAACACUCCUAGAUAAUAUUUUGUAAACCGUGCUCAGAAAACAUGUCGCUAAUUGCAAGAAUUUCUCGUUUUGUACCAAAGUCGACAAUUUUCCUUCAAGCAGGGAAGAAUAACGUUAGACAGAUUUCCACGGGAUACAGAAAAGCCCUCACACGUUACCCACUACUUAUGCAAUCCCUCCAAACGGGCAUCCUGAUGGCUUCCGGGGAUGUAAUAGCGCAAGUAGUUGUGGAGAAAACAGACAAUUACAAUUAUUUGAGGACUGCACAGUUUUCAGCUAUUGGACUUUUUAUGGCUGGACCAGGCUUGAGAUUUUGGUAUGGAAUCCUGGACAAACACAUUCACGGAAGGAAUGUAAAGAUUAAAACGUUGAAGAAGGUAGCUCUGGAUCAGCUUAUCUUCGCCCCAACCUUCAUGCUUGCCUUUCUUGGGGUUCUUGGCGUGAUGAAGGGUCAAGCGUUGCCUGAAAUUGAGGAUAAAAUCCGGGCAGAUUAUGUGGAUAUCCUCAAGACAAACUACUGCAUUUGGCCGUGGGUGCAGUUAGCUAACUUCUCAAUUAUCCCUCUCAACUAUCAAGUGUUAGUUGUACAAUUUGUUGCUAUCUUCUGGAACACCUACCUCUCGUGGAAAACAAAUAAAUCACGCGAGAAUGUACCCACGUGAAUAAAAAGCAUUUUUUUUUAAAUAUAGUUCUACAAUCAAGAAAUGAUUUCUCUUUUUAAUCAAUUGACAGAGGUACACAAUGAUUUUUCUUUGAUUACGAAUUUUUCAUUUUUUUUAAAUUUUUUUCCCGAAAUACAAUAAAUGUGCAACAGACAUUUUUUUUUCUUUGAAAGAAUUUAUAAUUUUAAUUCUUCAGAGUUAAAAAAAGAUGAAGAAAAAACAAAGAUUGAGUUAUUUAUUAAUUAUAGUAUUACUUGUGAUGUGUGUGUAAGGAAUAAUAUUUAUGCACAAUAAUUACACAAUUAGAUCAGAAUUUCUAUCAUGUUCCUAAUUUUCACUUUUUUUUAUAUCGUUUACGUAAUGCAAAUUGUUGCCAAUCAUUGUAUUCUUUUGUCGCAAUGAACACCCUUCGCAUCAUUGUGCGAAUUACAAAUUUUGGUAUAUUUAUUUCUUUUUAGCAUCUUACGUGAUAAUUAAAAUAAUUUUUCUCUUUUUGGUUUCUUUUUUUUUUCACUCAUCAUUUCUCAAAUAUUUUUUUCCUCACUGUGUAAAAAAACUACCUAAAAUAUAUUAUGUUAUGUAGAUUUUUUUCCUCUAUUUUCUUAUUGUCCUAUAAAUCUAUUGACGAAAUAAAAGAAGCUGAAAAAUAAAUAAUGGAAUAUAUAAUUUUCUUUUCUUUAUUUAGACUAUUAUGAAAAUGAAACGGUGGUAAUAAUGAUUUCUCUCUCUCUCUGCUAAACUACUUUUUGAGUUUUUCUUUUAAUCCUUCAUUUGUUUACUAAAUUUAAUGAUAAAUUCUACAUUUUUUUUAGCUAUACAAGUUGAAUGAACAAAGUUUUAAUUUGAGGAACUAAUUAUACAACUUCUAUGUUAAUCGACUUUUAAAAAUUUAUGCUCGAGAAAGAUUUAGCAACUACUAAAUGCAAAGAAUUCUCUUCUCUUCUUUAAAAUUCUAAUGAGCCCUGUUAAUUUCUAAUAUAGUUUUUUUUUCUUUUCAAAAGAGUAUGCAAUUUAUCUUCGUUUUACUUUUUGCAAAGUAGUAAUAGUUAAAAAAAAAAAUAAUAAAAUCGUCAAAGAAGUUUUUCAAAUCUUUGUAUUUCUUACGUGUCCCAAGAAUUAUUCACAAUUUGAAAAUUAAAUUAGAAAGUGAAAAAAAAUUUUAAAAAUUUAUUUAAAUAAAUUCUUGUUCCUCAAGCUUUUUUGCUUGUGAGAUUAAAAGAAAAAUUACCAAAUUUAUGAAAAAUUGUGAAUUAUCUUUGGGGCAUCCUUAUGUCGUUUUUAGUUUAGGACCCUGUAUAUUA
Messenger RNA from Lutzomyia longipalpis, 2150 nucleotides. It is a transcript of the gene Mpv17, whose product is annotated as protein Mpv17. The transcript has 2 exons. The record is from RefSeq and is a predicted model, not a curated record. Lineage: Eukaryota; Metazoa; Arthropoda; Insecta; Diptera; Psychodidae. Bases 229 to 849 code for a protein of 206 amino acids. Gene Ontology annotation, cellular component: membrane; cytoplasm.